AAAAAAGUAUAUAGAUUAUCUGCCAUACGUCUUUAUCCAUUUGAUUCUUGACCAGAAGGCAAAAUUUCGCGGAAGAUAAACCCUAGAUUCUCUUCGUUUUUCUUCAACCUGGGAAUCAACUUAAGGUGUUCGAUUCCGAUCGGAGACCCGUUUGAUUUCAUCGAUUAGGAAUACCUGUAACAUGAUGCACUCUUGUUGAAGAAUCUGGGAAACUGAUAAAAGUGAUGGAGAACAGAGGUCAGAAGCGCAUGGAAGUGGUGGAAGAUCUACCUGCUGAUAAGAGAGCUUGUAGUUCCUUGGAGUUCAGGCCGAGUGCAUCUGGCUCAUCGGUUCAGGCUCAAGCCAAUGGCACAAGUUCAGGAAAUGAAAACCAUGAGGCUGAUAUGGAUACAUCUUCAUCUGUUUCACCUUCCAGCCGAUCAGACGGAGAUCCGGAGAAGGAUUCGGAAUAUGGGUCUUGUGAUUCUGAUGAUGCAGAACCAAGACAGAGGGUUCUUCAGGAGUAUCAGAGAAGUAGAUCAUCUGGUGAUCAAGGGAAAUUGAAGUCUCUCUUAUUGAGUUUGAGUGAAGGAACCGACCCGUCAGCUCAGUUAAGUGCACUUACAGAGUUAUGUGAAGUGUUGUCAUUUUGUACUGAAGACUCUCUCUCCAGCAUGAUGGCAGACAUGCUUUCCCCGGUGCUUGUGAAGUUAGCUAAGCAUGAGAGCAAUGCAGAUAUCAUGCUGUUGGCGAUUAGAGCUAUAACUUACUUGUGUGAUGUUUUUCCGCGGUCAACAUCUUUUCUCGUAAGACAUGAAGCUGUUCCUGCUCUCUGCCAAAGACUAAUGACUAUUGAAUAUCUGGAUGUUGCCGAGCAGUGUUUGCAAGCACUGGAGAAAAUUUCAAGGGAUCAGCCACUAGCAUGCUUAAACGCUGGAGCCAUCAUGGCUGUACUUUCUUUUAUUGAUUUCUUCUCGACAAGUGUACAGAGAGUUGCAGUUUCUACGGUGGUGAAUAUAUGUAGGAAGCUUCCUUCUGAGUCCCCUUCUCCUUUCAUGGAUGCUGUUCCAAUAUUGUGCAAUCUUCUUCGAUAUGAAGAUCGACAGUUGGUUGAGAGUGUAGCUAUUUGUUUGACAAAAAUAGCAGAGCAAGUCAGUCAAUCACCAGCUAUGUUGGAUGAACUAUGUAGGCAUGGACUAAUUCAUCAGUCCACACAUCUUUUGAACUCGAAUAGCCGCACUACCCUAUCCCAACCUGUUUACAAUGGUUUGAUCGGAUUGCUCAGAAAGCUUUCUUCUGGUUCAGUUGUAGCUUUCAGAACUUUAUAUGAGCUAAACAUUGGCUGCAAACUUAAAGAGAUUCUGUCUACUUAUGACAUUUCUCACACAAUUUCUUCUCCACUUCUCAGCAAUGCAUGUUCGAAUCAGGUGCAUGAAGUUUUGAAGUUGGUGAGUGAGCUUCUUCCUGCUUCACCUGUAGAGAAGGAUAAUCAGCUGGAACAGGAUAAAGAGACUUUCUUAGUCAAUCAGCCUGAUCUUUUACAAAAAUUUGGAACAGACAUGCUUCCUGUUAUGAUUCAGGUGCUUAACUCUGGUGCCAACCUAUAUGUUUCCUUCGGUUGCCUAUCUGCGAUUCACAAGCUGAUUUGCUUGAGCAACUCGGACAUUCUGGUUGGAUUGCUGAAGGAUGGCAACCUUUCAAGUGUUUUGGCCGGUGUUUUUUCGCGGAAGGAUCAUCAUGUGGUCAUAGUAGCUCUGCAGAUUGUUGAAGUGCUUCUUGAGAAAUACAGAGAUGAUUUUUUGAACUCCUUCAUAAAAGAGGGCGUCUUUUUUGCAAUUGAAGCACUCACUACUUCAGAAAAAGGGCAACGGUACGCAGUAUCUGGUUUCAUUCAAGGCACAGCCGACCCUUCGCAAAAGCCUUUUACACGGGAGGUUUUAAGAUGCUUGUGUCAGAUUUUCGGAAAAUCCCUUUCUUCUACACAAGCCUGUAAGAUCGAAAAGGAUUCCGUCUACAUUCUUGCAAAGCAUAUUAAAGAGUGUUUCUUUGGACCUGAUGUUUUCGACUCUGAGAAAGGUUUGACAGAUGUUCUCCACAGUCUCAAGAACUUAUCAGUGGCGCUUAGUGAUUUGAUGACCAUGCCCGUUGAUUCCCACAGUCUGCAUGGUGAGCAAUUUUAUUCCAUAUGUCAUCAAAUUAUGGGAAGGCUGAGUGGAAGGGAAUCUGUGUCCACUUUUGAGUUUAUUGAGAGUGGGGUUGUGAAGUCUUUGGUAAACUACCUGUCUAAUGGUCUGAAUAGGAGGGAACUCGGCAAAGAUAAUGCUGUGUGUGAUAGUUUACUAUUCAUUGGUGAGAGAUUUGCGGUGUUCGCAAGAUUGCUCUGGUCUGAUGGGGAGUCAACUCCAUCCAUGUUAAUAAGUAAGCUACAGAAUUCUCUAUCUUCUUUGGAAAACUUCCCGGUUAUCUUAAGCCAGUUUUGGAGGCAAAGGAACUCAUUCGCGACUGUUCCAAAUGGACGUUGCACAAAUCAUCCAUGUCUGAGAGUUCGCUUCCUGAAAGCAGAAGGAGAGGCUUGUCUACGUGAUUACUCCCAAGACUUCAUCACUGUUGACCCAUUUUGCUCCUUGGACGCUAUUGAGUGUUACCUGUGGCCUAAAGUUAAUACAGAGCGCACAGAUUCUGCAGAAGGGAAGGAUCAAACUACAGAAUGUCAGUCUCCUCCUCGUCUACAAUCAACUUCAAAUUAUAGUCCAGGUGAAAAUUCGGGUCAUAUGGAAACUAAGAGUGUGGCCCCCAAUGCCCCUGAGGCUCAGGGUUCUCAAGAGGAAGACAGGCCAAGCGGUGGUUCGGGAAAUCCAGAUUCUGUCACCUCUGGUGGGGAAGAAGAUGCUUCGCCAAAACUUUUGUUUUUCCUGGAAGGGCAUCAAAUGGACCGAUCUCUGACUGUAUACCAGGCAAUCCUCUGGCAGAAAUUAAAAGCAGAGGAAGAGACCAUGAAUGGUUCAAAAAAUUGGACUGAAAUACACAACAUCACUUACAAAAGUGCUUCAAAACUUGGGGAUUUUCCUAAGUCUCUCACUUCGCCAGGAUCAGUCGGGGAUGAUGUUAAUAAGUAUGAUGAAUACUCUCCGUUUUUAUCUUACCUAUUCACUCACAGACUUGCGGCGCGUUUUGACAAGACAAGUCCAACAUAUGAUAUAUUGUUUCUUCUUAAGUGUUUGGAGGGCAUGAACAGAUUCCUGUUUCAUUUGAUGUCUUUUGAGAGGAUACUUGCUUUUGCUGAAAGUAGGCUUGACAAUUUGGAGGAUGUAAGGGUACAAGUUCAUCCAGUUCCACAUGCUGAAUUUGUUUGCAGUAAGCUUACAGAAAAACUGGAGCAGCAGCUGCGUGAUUCUGUUGCUGUCUCCAUUGGUGGUCUACCAUCAUGGUUUAAUGAUCUGGUGGCAUCAUGUCCAUUCCUAUUUAGUUUCGAAGUAAAAACUAAAUACUUCCGACUGGCAGCAUUUGCCAUGCAGCAGGUUCAUCAUCAUCAUCAUCAUCCACAUCACCCUAAUGGUUCCAAUAGUCAUGGUGAAGGGCGCCUAGGGACAGGCAGUUUGCCACGUAAAAAGUUUUUAGCUUCCCGGGAACAGAUUUUAGAGUCUGCUGCAAAAAUGAUGGAAUUACAUGGCCAUCAAAAGGUGGUCAUCGAGGUGGAAUAUAAUGAAGAAGUUGGAACUGGUCUUGGGCCAACACUAGAGUUCUAUACCCUGGUUAGUAGAGCAUUUCAAAAGCAAGGUCUUGGCAUGUGGAGGGGUGAUCAUAGCUCCUUUGGUGGAGAGAUAACUAAGGACUCUGGAGUUGUGUUGUCUGCAUCAGGACUCUUUCCUCGUCCUUGGUCAGGCAAUUAUCCCGAUGUGCUCCAGAAUUUUGUCCUCUUGGGGAACGUGGUAGCUAAGGCUCUUCAAGAUGGACGAGUCUUAGACCUGCCUUUCUCCAAAGCCUUCUAUAAACUGAUCAUUGGACAGGAGCUGAGUUUAUAUGAUAUCCACUCAUUUGACCCCGAGCUCUGUAAAACGCUGCUGGAAUUGGAAGCUCUAGUGUGUAGGAGGAGAUUACAGGAAACAGCAAAUAACAAUUGUGGAGCAACCAAACUUGAUGUAUGGUUCCGGGGCACCAGAAUUGAAGAUCUUUGCCUUGAAUUUGCACUGCCUGGUUACCCUGAUUACAAUCUUGCUCCCAGUUCUGAUACUGACAUGGUAAAUUUGAGUAACCUUGAAGAUUAUAUCGAGGCCGUGGUCAAUGCCUCAGUACACACUGGGAUCCAAAAACAAGUGGAAGCAUUUAGAACCGGGUUUAACCAAGUUUUCCCUAUUGAACAUCUCCGGAUAUUUAAUGAGGAUGAACUAGAACUUCUGCUGUGUGGGGAACGUGAUAUCUGGAAUAUGAAUGAAGUUUUGGAUCACAUCAAGUUUGACCACGGAUACACCGCGAGCAGCCCGCCAGUUCAACAUCUGCUGGAGAUUCUACAGGAGUUUGACAAGGAUCAGAGGCGAGCCUUUCUGCAAUUUGUAACGGGGGCACCUAGGCUUCCUCCUGGGGGUUUGGCAUCUCUUAAUCCAAAACUAACGAUUGUCCGGAAGCACUGCAGCAACUCUGUGGAAACUGACCUGCCAAGCGUGAUGACAUGUGCCAAUUAUCUGAAGCUUCCCCCAUACUCUUCCAAAGAGAAGAUGAAAGAGAAGCUCAUAUAUGCGAUAACUGAAGGUCAAGGGUCCUUCCAUCUGUCGUAGCUUGACAGAUUUGAUGAAAGUCUGUAAAUUAGUAGGAGUAGGACGAGGAGGUGGACUUUGGUUGGUUUGUACAGUUGUGAAGAGAGGGCGGAUUGUUGGAAGUACAAGAGGAAGCUCUUCUCCACUUAAAAGAAAGAAAUGGGUUUAGGAGUUUGUACAUAAAGAAAGACUUGGUAGAAAAAAGAACUCUUGGCUGAUGGAAAGCUGUGUACAGGGGAAGUUCCAAACAGUUUCUAUGCAAUUAACUGGUACACUCUCUCUCUC
Molecule: messenger RNA, 5015 nt
Organism: Tarenaya hassleriana
Lineage: Eukaryota; Viridiplantae; Streptophyta; Magnoliopsida; Brassicales; Cleomaceae
Product: E3 ubiquitin-protein ligase UPL4
Exons: 17
Coding region: 225-4751 (1508 amino acids)
Biological process (GO): proteasome-mediated ubiquitin-dependent protein catabolic process; protein polyubiquitination
Molecular function (GO): ubiquitin protein ligase activity
Source: RefSeq, a predicted model, not a curated record